Prionailurus viverrinus (fishing cat) is the source of this 1722-nucleotide messenger RNA. RefSeq names its product EARP complex and GARP complex interacting protein 1 (gene EIPR1). The record is from RefSeq and is a predicted model, not a curated record. The transcript is spliced from 10 exons. The coding region runs from base 137 to 1417 and encodes 426 amino acids. Gene Ontology annotation, molecular function: protein binding. Gene Ontology annotation, biological process: protein ubiquitination. NCBI's taxonomy places the organism in Eukaryota, Metazoa, Chordata, Mammalia, Carnivora, Felidae.
GUGUGGCCUACGGGAGCCGAGUUAGGCCCCAAAAGCUCCCGGUUCGGUGCCGCCUGGGCGGGAGGGAAUGAAUGGGUGCUGAGUUGGGGGCGCGUCCGCUCUGGGGACAGGCGUUAAACGUGUGAGCGGCCGCAGCAUGGAGGACGACGCGCCGGUGAUCUACGGGCUGGAGUUCCAGGCACGUGCUCUGACACCUCAGACUGCAGAAACAGAUGCCAUUCGGUUUUUGGUUGGGACGCAGUCUCUUAAAUAUGAUAAUCAGAUCCACAUCAUCGAUUUUGAUGACGAAAAUAACAUCAUCAGUAAGAAUGUCCUCCUCCAUCAAGUGGGUGAGAUCUGGCACAUUAGUGCCAGUCCUGCGGACAAAGGUGUGCUGGCCACCUGCUACAACAAACCCUCAGACAGCAAGGUCCUGACGUGUGCGGCCGUGUGGAGGAUGCCAAAGGAAUUGGAGCCCGGCAGCCACGAGUCCCCUGAUGACUCAUCGAGCCCCGCGCACACCCUGGAGCUGCUCUGUCACCUUGACGACACGGCCCACGGCAGCGUGGCCUGUGUGGUGUGGGAGCCCACGGGGGACGGGAGGAGAGUCAUCUCGCUGGCCGACAGCCACAUCCUGCUAUGGGACCUGCAGGAGAGCUCCAGCCAGGCCGUGUACCUAUCUCUUGCCUGGAACGGAAGUGACCCUUUAACUUUGUGCCAAGAGAGGAUCAAUAGGUUGCACUUGCUGCCCAUGAAGGCGGAACAGAGACCUCACCUGGGGUGUUGUAAGCUGGCCGGUUCGGCGUCCCUGGAAGGGAAGGGACAGCUGAAGUUCACCUCGGGACGGUGGAGCCCUCACCACACCUGUACCCAGGUGGCCACCGCGAAUGACACGACCAUCCGAGGGUGGGACACGCGGAGCAUGAGUCAGAUCUACUGCAUAGAGAACGCCCACGGACAGCUGGUGCGGGACCUGGACUUCAACCCCAACAAGCAGUACUACCUCGCCAGCUGCGGGGACGACUGCAGGGUCAAGUUCUGGGACACCCGAAAUGUCACCGAGCCCGUGAAGACCCUGGAGGAGCACUCGCACUGGGUGUGGAGCGUCCGCUACAACCACUCGCACGACCAGCUCGUGCUCACGGGCAGCAGCGACAGCAGGGUCAUCCUGUCCAACAUGGUGUCCAUCUCCUCCGAGCCCUUCGGCCACCUGGUGGACGACGACGACCUGAGUGACCAGGAGGAGCGCCGUCCGGAGGAGAAGAGCCAGGAGCCCCCGCAGGACAGCGUCAUCGCGACCUACGAGGAGCACGAGGACAGCGUGUACGCCGUGGACUGGUCGUCCGCCGACCCCUGGCUGUUCGCCUCCCUGAGCUACGACGGGAGGCUCGUCAUCAACCGGGUGCCCAGGGCCCUGAAGUACCACAUACUGCUGUAGCGCGUCCCCGGCCGUCCUCGGCCGGCUCUCCCACCCCCGCGUCUGUUUGGAGGCGGCUGUCCCCACAGGCUGCUCGCCGGGAACCGGCCUCACCUGCGUUCGCGGCGGGAGCCCCCGCGGCUGUGCAGCCGGGCCUCGGCGAGGGGCCCCGUCUCUGGGGAUGGCGCCAGGACGUGCUGCCCGUCGGUCGCCGUCGGCCUUCUCUGGUCUCUUCGAGGGUGCUGGGAGGGUCACUGAAAGAAAAUGGUAUCUGUUUCCGUAACACUGACUCCCGUUUCUCUUGAGAUUAAAAGCAAAAUGAGCAA